This is a messenger RNA of Sphenostylis stenocarpa, 354 nucleotides long. NCBI's taxonomy places the organism in Eukaryota, Viridiplantae, Streptophyta, Magnoliopsida, Fabales, Fabaceae. The record is from the annotation of a GenBank genome assembly.
AUGCAAAACCAACGAAAUCAAAAAGCCAGAACACCUAUCCAGCGCAUUGAAAUUCUACAAUUCACAGUGCAUGUCAAAAUCACUCUUCUGGGCAGCAAAAAGCAUGAUCAAAAACACAAUCUUUUUGGACAAUCACUAAAAAAAGAACGAUUUUUUCCCUUUCCCAACGUGUUCUCACUGACCCAGAGGAAAAAGGGAACCUUGAAUCUGGAAGUUGCGAGAGAAAGAAGGGAAGAAAGGGUGGUGGGAGAGCGUAGAGAAGCAAUUUGCGUUGCUGUUGUUGUGGUUGAUGAUGAUGAUGCUGAUGAUGAUGGUGGUGACAGUGAUGGGAAUGCGAUUCAAUUUGCUGAGUAA